Molecule: messenger RNA, 2631 nt
Organism: Tuber aestivum (summer truffle)
Lineage: Eukaryota; Fungi; Ascomycota; Pezizomycetes; Pezizales; Tuberaceae
Source: the annotation of a GenBank genome assembly
UUUUCGUUUAUUUCCCUUUCACUCAUAUUCUCUCGGAGGAGGGAAGAGGGGUUUACUCAACUAAACACCUUACGAUAGGUCGCGCACGGAGGGUGGCAGCGUCCCAGGACGCGGGUGGGUAUCGAUUGGAUCCGAGUUGCGCUACUGCUCCCGCGAGUUUACGACUAGUGUCACGAUCAGAGUAUCUUUGCUUCCCCGAGCACACGCACAUACAAGGCAGGAAAGGAAGAGAGAAGGAAAGGAAGUGGGUUGCAUCGGUGAUACACUGGGAAGGGUUUCUUUUGGGCAGGCUGGGCAAUUGCUGUACCUACUAAUUACAACGUUGCUUCACGAGCAGCGACCAUACCUCACCAUUCUCGUUUUGCCGGUAUGUAUUUUUUUUUCCACCCUUUUUUGUUUCCUUCACAUACAUAGGGGCGCUAUGCUGGAGGUAGGUUGGGCUCGAGCUACUACUACUAUUUGUACCAUACUUGGACAUUCUUUGGAGGUUUCGCAUUUUUCUUUUUCAAGUCACUAGUAUCUAUCCAGUUUGACGGGCGGUCAGUCGGUAUCACCCGAUCUUGUUAUUUUUGUUUUUCCAUAUUUCCUUUUUAUAACUUUCCCUUUGUCGAGAUUGGAGUGAAAAAAGAAAGUACCUUCCAGAAAUAUCUUUUGCUAAUACAGUUAAAAAAGGUAUAGACCUGCCUCCACCCAGAUUCUCUCUCCAACCACAGGAUCACAAGGAAGGAAGGAAGGAAGGAGGAAAUAAGAAAUCAAAAGAAGCGAGGCAAGGAAGCAAUCGAAGGAUACCAGGGAAAAGGGAAAAAAAAGGGAAAGAAGGAAGGAAAUGGCAUGGACAACUCUCCAACUGGAGAUCCUUCAAACGACCUCCAGAGUAUCUUCGGUAUUCUCGCUGCUCGGUGCAGGUUUCAUUAUCAUCACCUUUUGCGCAUCAGCCUCAUUUCACAAGCCCAUAAACCGACUGGCGUUCUUCGCUGCCUUCGGCAAUAUAUUGACCAACGUCGCUACAAUAACGUCGAGGAAGGGAAUUGAGCAUGGGACCCAGUCUGCGCUAUGUAAGAUCCAAGCGGUUUUUAUUCAAUGGUAAGAUCACUCCUCCGCUAUUUUAUACACGUAGAGAAUCUGGGGCUAAGCACGAGGAACGACUAGGUUUAUGCCCGCAGAUGCACUAUUUGUCAGUUAACCUAUCAUUCCUCAACCCGAAGAACAGAAAAGAGCUAACUCGGCUACCACAACCAGUGUUUAGCAAUGGCCCUAAACGUCUACCUAACAGUGUUCAAAAAAUACACUACAAAACGCCUGCGAGACCUAGAACUCACCUACAUCCUCACCUGCUACGGCCUUCCCGCAAUCCCGGCAGUAAUCUUCCUGUUCAUAAAGAACGACGAGGGAAUAUACAUCUACGGCAGCGCAACACUCUGGUGUUGGAUUUCCAACGAGUGGCAAUUCCUGCGUAUCGCCGCCUUCUACGGUCCCGUCUGGUAACCUCCUUCCCCCCUAUUACCUCGUCAUUGCAGCUAACCGAGAAAACUCAGGAUAAUCCUCGGCGUCACAAUAAUCAUUUACAUCUUAGCAGGCAGGGUGAUUUUUCGCCUCCGCGGGUCGCUCCGUAACUUUGCGGGGAAAUCUCCAGCAGAACCGCCAGUGAAGGGGACAUGGAGCACGCAGAGCCACAGCAUAUCCCGCACCAUGUCACCGGAUCUGACUCCGGGGCCCACGGCCUCCAUUAACCCGCCGCCAAGCUACACUGUAACCAUCGAGUCCGGCCCCAAACCCCCGGCGGUGAACAAUCGAAGGCCUAGAAACACCGCCGUGGAAGCCAACACUGCGGCGUGGGCAUACUGCCGCUGCGCGAUGUUGUUCUUUUUGGCGUUACUCAUUACCUGGGUACGUCACUCACUCACUCCCUUUGACGAGUGACAACAGGGCGCUAAUGGAUUUCCGUGUAUUCUUAUAGCUACCCUCCAGUGUGAAUAGAAUCUACGGCCUCAUCUACCCCAACGCAACCCACUUCGGCCUCAACUUCACCGCCGCGCUCGUCCUACCCUGCCAGGGCUUCUGGAACGGUCUCAUAUACAUCGUGACCACUCUCCCCGCCUGCAAAGAGUUCUGCCGAAACCUGUGGAAGCACUUGCGCCGACCAUUCCACAUGAUUAUCCGGUGGAGGAGGGCCCGGCGAAGCAUGUCGAGCAAGGCUAGCAGUAUGACUAGUUUACAGCCUGUAUAGAUCGCGUUAAUCUCCCCUCCUCUUAUUUGCUGACUUAAUGGAUUGAUUUUUGGGGUGUUUUUUUUUCUUUUCUGGUAUCAUAUUUUAAGAGUGUACAAUUAGUUACUAUGAUGGCGUUUUCGGACUUUUGGACUUUUUUUUUUUUCCUUCUCUAUACCUUCUUUUAUUACCCUCUCCUUCACUCUUCUCCCCCUCUUUUUCUUGCUCUACUUACUUGACUUGUGAAGUGCGGAGGCUGGGUGGAUGGGAAUCCGAGAUGGGAAGGUACGGUACGGGGAUUUCGGAGCAACGAACGCGAAUGCGAAAGCAGAGGAACGAUAUUAUUAUCAUAAUUAGUAAAUAGAUAGUUUAUUACGGGUAUCUAAACAUUCACGAACUUACAGGUGUUAAGUUACUCCUCCAUC